AUGUUUCAAAAUUCUAGACAAAAGAAACUUUCAUUAUCCGACGGUUCACCAUUUACAUUCUUAGGGAGGCAGGUCGACGAAAAGGCAAUUAUACUAAUUAAAAAUGCAGAAGAUAAGUUGAAGAAACGAUGUUCAUGUCAUUAUCCCGUCCCGCACGGUCUGAAGUGUGGAUGUCAGGUUAAGGUGGCUAGAGCAUCAGAUAUAGAGAUAUACCCUGAUAAGCUGCAUGUCUUUUGGCAAUCAUUGGAGUAUGAGAACCCACCCAAUGCUGAAGACUAUGGACCCGUAGAGAAAGCAGUGAAACAACACUUAUACGCUUUGGCCAAAGAGGUUGUACGCAUAGGGCCAGGGGCUACUAGCAAAGAAGCCACAAGCUUGUUUCGCGGCCUCCACCUACCGCAGGACACCAUUCACGCUGUAGACUAUGGACCCGUAGAGAAAGCAGUGCAACAACACUUAUUCGCUUUGGCCAAAGAGGUUGUACGCAUAGGGCCAGAGGCUACUAGCAAAGAAGCCACAAGGUUGUUUUGCGGCCUCCACCUACCGCAGGACACCAUUCACGAGUCGACAGUGAAUGAAAGAAGAAAAGGUAAGAUCGAAGAAAAAUUCAAUUGCGAAAGAAAUCUUAGUGGGAGAAGAAAACAUUGCGCAUGCUAA
Molecule: messenger RNA, 657 nt
Organism: Linum trigynum
Lineage: Eukaryota; Viridiplantae; Streptophyta; Magnoliopsida; Malpighiales; Linaceae
Source: the annotation of a GenBank genome assembly